AUGGGUAUCCAAAGUUAAAGUGUAAGCAGUGUGUAAACAUUAGAUCUAAAUCUACAUGUUUAAACCCACCUGAUGACCUAUAAUUAUAAACUCAAGAAUAGGAAACCAUUGCAAAACAAGUGUGUUCUUGUGGCUCAAAGUCUUUAUUGUAUCCCUCUACUGUCAGUGCAGUCUAAGUUUCUAGUCAUUUCCAUGUCUAAUUCCCUUAGUAUAAUGGUAGUGGUUAUACGUAUUUGUCUUACUGCAUAAUAUAACUAUAUUAUGCACCAAUGAGUUUUUAAUGCCACGAUCUCCACAGACCUCAGCUGCCAUUUGAUCAGAGUCAAAGCAUUACUGAGCUGUGUGAGAUUUGACUGUACUGUACCUGACCUACAAGGCCACUCCUCCAUCCCAUGACCUCGUGUUUCCACAAUAACAUGUCUGUGUUAUGCUCCUCUCCAUCCAGAGUUUAAUCGUGAAGCGUUCUGUUCACCAAUGUAUGCUGAUGUCAUGUAAGUCUAUGGUAACCCUGCAAGUCAGUGUCUGGUGUUAGCGUUAGCAUCUAGCCACUUCCCUAGUGUUCAGCGCUGUCAUGGGUCCACAUCGAAGGGAAUCACAGCCAAGCCAAUGACUGAUUGGCUUCCUUGGAAUGACUGAUAAGGGACUCGUCGUCUCUCACACAAAGCUUACCCAGUCUAAGGAUAGAAUCAAUCACACCUGAUCCACCCGCCAAUGCACAUCCCAGUGCUCUAGCGACAGUGCAAAAAUAGAAAAACUGGCCCUGGCGGUUAUUGCUUUGUGCUGGCUGGUGAGGCAGAAUGUGUGGCAUAGCAGAGACUUAGGUUAUGUCCCAAAAUGGUGCCUUAUUCCUUCUAAACGUUUGACCAGAGACCUAUGGUAAGUGCACUAUAAAUGCAAUAGGGUCCUAUUUGGGACGCAGCCCUAGGGAUGGAUUUGACAGGACAUGUCUAGCCAACGCUAGUUUACGAAGGAAUCCCCUUGACUCUUUCUUCUCUUUCACACAAAGCUACGGAUGUUAACAUCCUGUCCUUAUGGAUGUGUCUGCCUGCCACAACAAUUUUCCUUUGCCCUGCCGUUGACCCGGCCAUCUGUACAGCUGACCAUACGUCAACAGAGAGGCUAUACAGAAUAUGGUCGUGAUGCCAAUGCCACUAACACUGUAUUUUGUAAAGGAUAACAGUUCAAAAAGGCUUCAAGUACAUUAAAUGGAAUACCAAAAAAUAGUAUUUAGUCAACAUUUUCCCUGAAAAAGGGAAAACUGUUAGAAUCUGCCUUUAAUUUUCAAUACGUGUAUUACUGUAUUUUAAAGCAACAUUUUUAUUUUCGGAAUAGCUGCCUUGAAAAGUUACUGUACUCUGUCGCCACUAUACAUCUACUUAACCAGGUGCUAUGUCGCCACUAUACAUCUGCUUAACAUGGUACUAUGUCACCACUAUACAUCUACUUAACCAGGUACUAUGUCGCCACUAUACAUCUACUUAACCAGGUACUUUGUCGCCACUAUACAUCUGCUUAACCAGGUACUAUGUCACCACUAUACAUCUACUUAACAUGGUACUAUGUCACCACUAUACAUCUACUUAACCAGGUGCUAUGUCGCCACUAUACAUCUACUUAACCAGGUGCUAUGUCGCCACUAUACAUCUACUUAACAUGGUACUAUGUCACCACUAUACAUCUACUUAACCAGGUACUAUGUCGCCACUAUACAUCUACUUAACCAGGUACUUUGUCGCCACUAUACAUCUACUUAACCAGGUACUAUGUCACCACUAUACAUCUGCUUAACAUGGUAAUAUGUCGCCACUAUACAUCUGCUUAACCAGGUACUUUGUCGCCACUAUACAUCUGCUUAACCAGGUACUAUGUCACCACUAUACAUCUACUUAACAUGGUACUAUGUCACCACUAUACAUCUACUUAACCAGGUGCUAUGUCGCCACUAUACAUCUACUUAACCAGGUGCUAUGUCGCCACUAUACAUCUGCUUAACAUGGUACUAUGUCACCACUAUACAUCUACUUAACCAGGUACUAUGUCGCCACUAUACAUCUACUUAACCAGGUACUUUGUCGCCACUAUACAUCUGCUUAACAUGGUACUAUGUCGCCACUAUACAUCUGCUUAACCAGGUACUAUGUCACCACUAUACAUCUACUUAACCAGGUACUAUGUCACCACUAUACAUCUGCUUAACAUGGUACUAUGUCGCCACUAUACAUCUGCUUAACCAGGUACUAUGUCACCACUAUACAUCUGCUUAACCAGGUACUAUGUCACCACUAUACAUCUGCUUAACCAGGUACUAUGUCACCACUAUACAUCUGCUUAACCAGGUACUAUGUCACCACUAUACAUCUGCUUAACCAGGUACUAUGUCACCACUAUACAUCUGCUUAACCAGGUACUAUGUCACCACUAUACAUCUGCUUAACCAGGUACUAUGUCACCACUAUACAUCUGCUUAACCAGGUACUAUGUCACCACUAUACAUCUGCUUAACCAGGUACUAUGUCACCACUAUACAUCUGCUUAACCUGCAGAUAGGUGCUUUAGGGUGUGCUCUCUAUCAGCUAAGAGACUCAUAAUAAUAAAAGUCCAGUGUUAUAGACAUUCCUGCCUGUAUAAAAUGUCUGCAUCCUUGAAUAGUGAAGGCUGUAUGGCCUUAGCACCAUUAGGCAGUACACCGAGGAAGAAAACGUCUCUGUUUCGAAGGCCUCAGCCCAAAGAUUGAUGAGCCUUGGUUAAAGCUGCCAGCAGUUCCAGAACCUUAUUCUGUCAUCCUUACUAACCUAGAAAGUUUCUUUGCAAUCGCGAGGAAAAGGUCAACAAUUCAAAAGAAAUACAUCCUUGAAGUAAAUCUUGACAUCUCUCGUCAUUCAUAGCCAGCAGGCAGGAGAGGUAGAGCUAUUCCGUUCUUUUAAAAUUAACUUACUAAAGGAAUGAAUUUGUCAAACAUAAAAAAAGCUUUUGUUUGAUUUUUAAAAAAAUCUUUGAGUUGCAAUUUUCUUUUUAUUGUAGGAACUUCAUGUCACUAAACUAAACUGUCAUUAAAUAAAUAUGGUUUAGUAGUGGGGACCUAUAGUUUUUAGGACUGUUGAAAUAUUUUUAAUAGUGGUGGUUGAAUCCUUCCAGUGUGUAUUGUGUAGUGUAUAGUCAACUGUAGUCCUACUGAAUGAAUAGCCAACUUUAGUAAGGCGUAAACUGAAUGUGUUUUAUAAUUAUAUUGUAUGUCGAUUCCUAUGGUGUAUUUGUGAAAAUGAUUAGAAACUAAUAAAAAUAUAUAUUGGGUAGGUACACAUAUUUAUUUGGACAGAGAAGCUGAAACUUUUAAUUUGGCUCUAUACUCCAGCAUUUUGUAUUUGAGAUCAAAUGUUUCAUAUGAGGCAACAGUACAGAAUGUCACCUUUUAUUUGAGGGUAUUUUCAUACAUACAUACAUACAUAAAUACAGUGCAUUCCGAAAGUAUUCAGAACCCCUUGACUUUUUCCACAUUUUGCUACAUUACAGUUUUAUUCUAAAUCAAUCUACACAUGACAUAGCGAAAACUGGUUUUUAGAAAAAACUGAAAUACUCUUUGCUGUGAGACUUGAAAUUGAGCUCAGGUGCAUCCUGUUUCCAUUGAUCAUCCUUGAGAUGUUUCUUCAACUUGAUUGGAGUCCACCUGUGGUAAAUUCAAUUGAUUGGACAUGAUUUGGAAAGGCACACAACUGUCUAUAUAAGGUCCCACAGUUGACAGUGCAUGUCAGAGCAAAAUAAGAAGUUUGGAACCACCAAGACUCUUCCUAGAGCUGGCCGCCCGGCCAAACUGAGCAAUUGGGGGAGAAGGGCCUUGGUCAGGGAGGUGACCAAGAAUCCGAUGGUCACACUGACAGAGUUCCUCUGUGGAGAUGGGAGAACCUUCCAGAAGGACAACCAUCUCUGUAGCACUCCACCAAUCAGGCCAUUAUGGUACAGUGGCCAGAUGGAAGCCACUCCUCAGUAAAAGGCACAUGACAGCCCGCUUGGAGUUUGCUAAAAGGCACCUAAAGGACUCUCAGACCAUGAGAAACAAGAUUCUCUGGUCUGAUAAAACCAAUAAUUAACUAUUUGGCCUGAAUGCCAAACGUCACGUCUGCAGGAAACCUGGCACCAAUCCCUACGGUGAAGCAUGGUGGUGGCAGCAUCAUGCUGUGGGGAUGUUUUUCAGCUGCAGGGACUGGGAGACUAGUCAGGAUCGAGGGAAAGAUGAACGGAGCAAAGUACAGAGAGAUCCUUGAUGAAAACCUGCUCCAGAGCGCUCAGGACCUCAGACUGGGGCGAAGGUUGACCUUCCAACAGGACAAUGACCCUAAGCACACAGCCAAGACAACGCAGGAGUGGCUUCAGGACAAGUCUCUGAAUGUCCUUGAGUGUCUCAGCCAGAGCCCGGACUUGAACCCGAUCGACCAUCUCUGGAGAGACCUGAAAAUAGCUGUGCAGCGAUGCUCCUAAUCCAACCUGACAGAGCUUGAGAGGACCUGCAGAGAAGAAUGGGAGAAACUCCCCAAUUACAGGUGUGCCAAGCUUGUAGUGUCAUACCCAAGAAGACUCAAGGCUGUAAUCGCUGCCAAAAGUGCUUCAACAAAGUACUGAGUAAAGGGUCUGAAUACUUAUGUAAAUGUGAUAUAUCCGGGUUGUUUUUAUAAUACAUUUGUAAAAAAAAAUCAAAAAACCUGUUUUUUCUUUGUCAUUACGGGGUAUUGUGUGUAGAUUGAUGAGAGAGAAAAAAACAAUUUAAUCAAUUUUAGAAUAAGGCUGUAACGUAACAAUAUUUGGAAAAAGUCAAGGGGUCUGAAUACUUUCCAAAUGCACUGUACAUACACACAUACAUGCAUACAUACAGAUGCACAAAGAUCAUGCCCUGUUAUUGGUACUGGUGAGAGGUUUUUUAAUGAUCUUUGACCCUCUGUAACAUUCUUACUCAUCCUUAUUCACGAUUCAUUCAUGAUUAUUCGGAAUCAUGGUAUUAUCCACAUUAAUGUAGAAGUGUUCAUAAACAUACAGUAUUCUAUUCUUAUUUACAAUAAAAGUGACUCCAAAAUGACACAAUACGUUAUUUACCAUUCAUUUAUAUUUCCACAAAAUAAUCCGAAACACACUGCAAAUCGAGAGCUUGGGACUAGAAGGUGCUAUCUGCAAAAAGAUGAUUCUGAGAUAAUUGGCUUUAAAGUUCCGAACCCUCAUUGCAUUGAAUGGUGUCAGCAAUUUUUUAUAUUGUAUUCUUUUGAACUUAACAACAUGAAUUUGGGGUAUUUAAGGUAGUUUAUAGGUAGAGACCAUUGAACAGAACCAGGCUAUGUCAAUAACUUAAUUUUGUCAAACAUGAAGAUAGAACCUUAUAGUCCCGAGCUCUCGAAAUGCAUCCAACAAGUUUGUAGUCACAAGCAAUGAUGUAGUCAUUGCGUGCAAGGAAUAUGGGACCAAAUAUUAAAUACUAAAAUAGGGGGACUAGAUACAUAAAGGGCUUUCAUUUCUAAACGGUAAAACAGAUAUGUAUGAACAUACCCUCAAAUUAUUAAAGAUUACAUUCUGUACUGUCGCCUCAUAUGAAACAUUUGAUCUCAAAUCCAAACUGCUGGAGUAUAGAACCAAAUGAAAAGUUUUAGCUUCACUGUCCAACUAACUACGUAGGGGAGUGUAUAUAUUAAAUCUUAAUACUAAUCUCUAUAUUCAUAUAUUACCUUUCACCUGCUACCUCUUAGUAUUUUAUCACUCCAUGUACUAGGUAUCAAAUAUGUACAGUAGUUUGGUAAUACAGCACUCUCAUUCAGACGUCCUCAUACUUACAGUACCAGUCAAAAGUUUGGACACACCUACUCAUUCAAGGGUUUUUCUUUAUUUUUACUAUUUUCUACAUUGUAGAAUAAUAGUGAAGACAUCAAAACUAUGAAAUAACACAUAUGGAAUCAUGUAGUAACCAAAAAAGUGUUAAACAAAUCAAAAUAUAUUUUAUAUUUGAGAUUCUUCAAAUAGCCACCCUUUGCCUUGAUGACAGCUUUGCACACUCUCAAAUCUAAAAUAUAUUUUGAAUAGGUUAACACUUUUUUGGUUACUAGAUGAUUCCAUAUGUGUUAUUUCAUAGUUUUGAUGUCUUCACUAUUAUUCUACAAUGUAAAAAAUUGAAAUAAAUAAAGAAAAACCAUUGAAUGAGUAGGUGUGUCCAAACAUUUGACUGGUAGUGUACACCAUAGUCACUCCCAUUUCUACUCACUGUUACUCACACCUCAUAACAACCCACACCAUAACAUCCAACCUGUGGUGUGUUAAUAUGCUUCCAUGUCUACGGUGUGUUAAUAUGCUACCAUGUCUAUCACGGCUUAAGUCAACCUAACCUCUAAAUGAUCUACUCCUAACAGGGAAGAAGAACAGCCUGCUCCUCCAGAAGUUCCAGAAGGAUCUGAACGCUGGGGUGUUCAACACGCAGGAGAACGAGAUAUUGAAGCAGAUCAUCCGUCAGGACAGGGAGAUGGUGAUGAUGGUGGACCGCAAGCAGUCGGUCACAGGGAUGUCAGUCACAGGGAUGUCGGUCACAGGGAUGAACACCACCCCGAUGUCUGGAAACUCCAUCAUUAACUCGCCGGCUCAGCCGCCCUACACCACUGCCCUGGGCAACAACCAGUUCCAGCAGUCAGCCACCCCUUUGACCUACAGCGCUUCAGCCGUCAUCGCCCCCUCUGCCGCAGCCGCCGCCCGCAUCCUGCCAGCCUCGGCUCAGGGUGUCUAUCCCGUCCCCAGCAUCAUCCACGGCAACCUGAACUCGUCCUCGCCCGUCCCCCAGACUCCCCUCUCUCUCCAGCAGCAAGGGGCCAUUAUGUCCCCGGUGUCCUUCGCCGCGGCUGUGUGCAGUCCACCCGUGCAGACCCCUGGGCUGGCAGGCCGCAGCUUCCAGUACGGCUCACCCACCGCCUCCCAGCUCUCCCUUAUCCAGCAGCUGCCGCCUACAGCCCUACCACCACAGCAACCACUACCACUACCACAGCAACCAGGAGGAGCUGCGGCCUCCUCAGUGACACAACAACAACAACAACAACAACAACAACAACAACAACAACAACCACAACAACAGCAGCAGCAGCAGCAAGUCCCGUCACCUCAGAGGAGUGACAGCCUCCACAAGGCCAGCCAUGCUCUCCAGUCGGGAAGCCUGAGUCGAGACGUGCGCCACCUCUCUGCCUCCCAGCCCUCCCUGCCGCAUGACACAUCCCUGGGCCCCCGAGCGCACCCUGCAGCGUCUGGGGACACCCUGGUCUCCAUUGCCCCGCCGGUGGCUGCGGUCCAGGGGAUGGGUAUACAGAGCGGUCUCCGCACCACAGUGCCCCAGAGGGUCAACCUGUUCCGCCAGAUGUCAUCGGGAGCGUUGCCUCCGGUGCGAGCAGCGUCCUCUGCAGCCCAGCACAGGGAUUCCACGGGCUCUAGGAAAGAUUCUAGAAGAGAUUCUACCUUAAGCAGUACAGAGACCGAGCAAGAUAAGAUGCGGUUCGCAUCAAAUUUAUGA
This is a messenger RNA of Coregonus sp. 'balchen', 7516 nucleotides long. The record is from the annotation of a GenBank genome assembly. Lineage: Eukaryota; Metazoa; Chordata; Actinopteri; Salmoniformes; Salmonidae.